UAGUAAACCAUUGCCAUUUCUACUGUUUUGUUCAGCUACGAAAAUGACAGUUUUUACGCUUCUAAAUGGCUGGCCUUUUGUUGUGAUACGGGAAUGGCGCCUAUUUGAAAAGGAGGAUGUUUUAAGUUUAAAGCGCACUGCUGUUGGACACUUUCUACACUCCAGCAUAUUGUAGUCCUUAUUGUUUGUUUACGGACCUCUUGACCUGAACCUUUUUUAACUGGUGGUGAACGAUGAGCUCCGAAAAGGACGUGAAAACAGCUUUGACUGAAAUCUUGGAAAGUAACGGAGUGCUUCCUUCAUUACGCGCAAACUUGCGCUCGGAGAUUGUGAAGGCUCUAGAGGAACCGGGAAGCCGCAGGCCUCCCAAGCUGCCUCAACAGAACUGCCUCAUUAACGAACUCAUACUGGAGUACCUCGCAUUCAACAACUACAAGCGAGCCGCGUCUAUAUUGGAAGCAGAGAGUGGGUACCAGCAAAGCUGUGUCGGUCGUGCAUUCCUUGAGAAAGAACUCCGCAUUACGUUGUCGGAGAAUGCUUCUCAACUGCCGCUACUGUACUCAAUCGUAGAGACUCUUCGUAACGGUGAGAAGGCGAAGACUUCAAGUGUUGAGAAGAGGACGUCCUGAGGCAUCAACCAGGGUGUUGCACAGAGUAUCAGUCAGAAUAUCCGAAUGUGAUGUCAGGAUGGCCUGAUUUUUCUUCGUAAAUUAUUGGUUGAUUUUUAUUAAAAGUAUAUAGUUACAUGAUUUGUCUGUGUUUGUCUGCAAGUACCAUACUGCAUACCUGUUUUGCUUUUCUGUCUAGCGACAUAGUAAGAGUGAAGAUAUUGUGAAGAUUGCGUUUGUGCA
This is a messenger RNA of Dermacentor silvarum, 851 nucleotides long. RefSeq names its product centrosomal protein 20-like. The record is from RefSeq and is a predicted model, not a curated record. Gene Ontology annotation, biological process: microtubule anchoring. Gene Ontology annotation, cellular component: microtubule organizing center. The transcript is spliced from 4 exons. The coding region runs from base 234 to 629 and encodes 131 amino acids. Gene Ontology annotation, molecular function: protein binding. NCBI's taxonomy places the organism in Eukaryota, Metazoa, Arthropoda, Arachnida, Ixodida, Ixodidae.